CUCUUCCAAUUGGUUGCCGACUGGCGGCUCUCUUAUCACAGUAAGGUUCUCAUUCAUACACCCUGUGUACGCCUUCUAAAAAUAACUUACUGUCAUCCAUGGUACCGACUUUGAAUAGACGGGACAAAUCAUUUCAAUUGGGGAAUAAUUCAACUGAAAGAAUAGACGACUGACAACAUAACGACAGUUCCGUUGAACAGUGUUGAAGACCUCUCGACCCUCUCGGUUCUAUGAACAUGUUUCAGACCGUGCCUGACACUUCGUCUUACGUCAAGGAGGCACUGUCAGUGGUGAGUGAAGACCAGUCCCUGUUCGAGCCUCCUUACGCUGCUGCUGCCCCUCUACCCAAGACAGACAUGACUGCAUCUGGCACACAGGACUACGUCCAGCCCCACAAAAUCCACCCAUUACCCCCUCAGCAAGAGUGGAUUAACCAGCCAGUCCGAGUCAAUGUCAAGAGAGAGUAUGACCACAUCAAUGGAUCCAGCAGGGAGUCCCCAGUGGACUGCAGUGUGGGGGGUAAAUGCAAUAAGCUUGUGGGGGGCAACAACACAUCUCAGAUGAGUUACGGAAGCUACAUGGAUGAGAAGAAUGCUCCGCCCCCCAACAUGACUACCAAUGAGAGGAGAGUGAUCGUCCCCGCAGAUCCAUCGUUGUGGUCUCAGGAUCAUGUCCGCCAGUGGCUGGAGUGGGCCAUCAAGGAGUACGGCCUGCUGGAGAUGGACACGGCCAUGCUCCAAAACACAGACGGCAAGGAACUGUGUAAGAUGAGCAAGGACGACUUCCUCCGACUCACCACCAUGUACAACGCUGAAGUCCUGCUCUCUCAUCUCAAUUAUCUCAGGGAAAGUAGCUCAUCAUUAUCCUACAACACUCCAUCUCACAUGGAUCAGUCUCCAAGCCUGGCUGCCAAAGAAGACCCAUCAUAUGAUGCUGUACGGCGGACUGGAUGGUCGAACAACAUGCACAAUGGAAAAGGCUCGCCGGUGGUCACACAGAACGUGUCCAAGUCCACUGAACAGCCCAGACCUCAGCCAGAUCCUUACCAGAUCCUGGGGCCCACCAGCAGUCGACUGGCCAACCCAGGUUCAGGACAGAUCCAGCUGUGGCAGUUCCUGCUGGAGCUCCUGUCAGACAGCGCCAAUGCCGGCUGCAUCACCUGGGAGGGCACCAAUGGAGAGUUCAAGAUGACUGACCCAGACGAGGUGGCGAGGCGCUGGGGCGAGAGGAAGAGCAAGCCCAACAUGAACUACGACAAGCUGAGCCGCGCCCUGCGCUACUACUACGACAAGAACAUCAUGACCAAGGUGCACGGCAAGCGCUACGCCUACAAGUUUGACUUCCACGGCAUCGCCCAGGCCCUGCAGCCCCACCCCACCGAGUCCUCCAUGUACAAGUACCCCUCGGACCUGGCAUACGUGCCCUCCUACCAUGCCCACCAGCAGAAGGUCAACUUCGUGUCCCCACACCCUCCCUCCAUGCCAGUCACCUCUUCUAACUUCUUUGGACCCACCGCUCCAUACUGGAGCUCCCCAGGGGGCAUCUACCCCAACCACAGCGUCCCCCGCCACCCCAACUCCCACGUGCCCUCUCACUUGGGCAGUUACUACUAAACCCCACUGCACCGUGCCAUCUUCCCCCAACCUCCCCUCCUCUCCCCAAAACCAACCACACCAGGGCUGACUUGCACUCUCGCAAUGAAAUGAAACUAAGACCGAGAGAAAGGGGGAUUCUCCGCCUCCACCCAAAGUCUGCUCUUAACUGGCAAAAUGAAGGACGCUAACUGAAGUAUGAAAAAAACUGGAUGCUGUGAUCCAAAUGGAAUACUACUUAUUUACAAGACAAUACUGUUUCCAUGUUUGUUUUCUUAUGUUGAUGUGCGUAACAGUGCGUCUGUGUUUUUUCUGCCUUUCUGUCCCCUGAAAGCUGCACCCAUGGGCCAGUUCAGAGUGCCCCCAAAAUCUGGACACGGUUACCCACACAGACGCAGCCUUAUCAAGAGACAAUAGAGGCUCUCAUACCUACUGUGUGCCUGAUCACAGACAUGGACCCAUUCUCUAUGGGACUCAAUUUACAUUCUUCUCAUACAGUGAAACUCCUGCCUUGUUCCUCGUUUCCGUCUCUGGGGUCUCAGAUCCACAUCAUGUCUGUCUGCCUGAUGUUCUGUUAUCAGUUUGUCAGUCCGUCUGCAACUCUUUAUGUAUGCGGAGCAUCAUCUGGAACUGUUGAGGAAGGGCUCCAAAGAAAAGGACUUCUCAGCACUGAAUGAAAAUGAAAUAUUGGCAACUGGAAUAUGCCAUUGAUUCACACUUAACUUAUCCUCCAAACUGGAAGUAGGCGAGUUGGAGACCAGAGUUGGAUGUGAAGCACUGUAGCUAUGUUUUCAGGGGGCCACACACCAGUUGACUGUUGUUACAGUAACUAUGUUUGUCCUCUUCAGCCAUUGGUUCUUUCCAUUCCAGGAUAUAAGUCAUUAUUAAUGUGAAUGCCCUCUGGUCCAUGGAACACAUCAUCAAUUUGACAAUCACAGUUGUUUCUAGAAGAGCUACGUGUCUCACGGUGGUCUCUCCCUCUUCUGUCCAGGCCAGUCAAGUGUCGACACAGAGUGACUUACCACAGCACUAUGUCGUGUCAUGUCAACCCUCACCUAACUGUCUCUGUGCAUUCAUACAGCACUGCCAUUUUAAAACGUGCAUUUUCAGAUGGUUAAAGUUUGUUGUAUGAAAGAAACAAGUGUAUUUAAACAGCUGAAUCUGGACUUUUGUCUCAGUACUUCUUGAAAAUAAAUGGUUUACUAAAUAAAGAACAAAACCAGUGAAGUAAGAAAGGAUGAAAACAGAGAAAUCCUCAGAUUCGCGAACGCUGUGCGUUUGUCAGACAUAUUUUCUAUUGUUUUGUGAACAUCGGUCAACUAGGCAUUAAAACAACUUACUGUAUAAAUUAUGCAGAGUUAUUUUCAUAUGUGACACAGUUUUAAAAAGUCAAGAGAAUAAAUACGAGUUGACCUCGGUCCAAAAUGCAAUUUUUUAAAAGUCCGUUACUGAUAUGUAGUAUGUUCAACAUUUUUAAACGUUUUAUAUCUGUACAUUUGGGCAAUACAUUUUUACGUUUGUAUUUUAUUUUUUAAAUUAGUGAACACAAGAUUUGUUCUGGUUAUUAUCAAAUACCACAAAUGCCUGCUUGAAUCAUAAUCCUAUACUUAUAGUCAAUCUGUUAUUCUGUAUAUACCAAGAUUAUGGUUGCUUUUAAUUCUAAAAUAGGCCAACAACACUUUCCAUGUCCAUGUACCAUUAAGCCAACCAGCCCAGAAAUUGGCAGCUUUUGUCUGUGCCUUUAAAAUGGCCAGGUAUAUUAUGCAAAUGAGUGCAGACACCCCUAAUAUUCACAGGAAUCUCUUGAAGCUCCAUUGGUUUAGUGGUUUGAACUAAAGGGAAUUUGUUAAAUUUAACAUGAAGGUAAUCAUCAAAAAUGUACCCUUUACGCCCACCUCUCAAUAGUAAUGUUCAAUGAAAGGGAACUGUUACUUCAUAUAUGCAAUGUAUUUUGGAUAUUAAAUAUAUAAAUAUUAUGUAAUUUUGCAAUUAACCAUUUUAUUAUUGUUGUAAUUCCUGCGAUGUAUUAAGUAAUACCUUUUGAAAUAGGAUUUUUUGGGGGGACAAAAUAAAAGUUUUUACUUCUGAACAGAUUUACUUCUCUUGGUCCAUUGUCUGCCAGAAAGUAGAAUAGUGCUCUUUAGCUAUUAGGCAAAGUUACAACAUGAAAUUCAUAGUGUAGCUCUGUUUCAAUCAAUACUUAAUCAUCAUUACUAGCCAUUUCAACCGGACUAUAACCCAAUUUCAUUCAUUUUUAGAUUUUCAGUGUUAAAAAAAUGAUUUGUGGAGAAAAUACAUUUCCUCUGGAGAAGAGAAACAGGAAAUCCUUUAUGGGUUCCUCUGAUGUGGGGGGGGGGGGGGGGGGGUGUUAGAAGUGUUAUGUAAGCCUCAGAAGGGUAUAUUGAGACUCCUUCCCAACUUGAGAGGUACAAGGAUGAGAGGUGGGGCCUUUGUCCUCUUGUUAUCAUAGAUGAUGUCAGGUCUCUGUUAAUGGUAACUGCAUUAUUUACAGUAAUGUAUUCAGUAUACUGCCAUUAGCCUACGCACAAUGGAGUCGUACAAAAUAACAGCAUGGGUUGUCAGUGUGUGCGCGUGCGUGUGUGUGAGAGAGAGAGGGAGAGAGGGGAGAAAAACACUUUCCUAUCCUAUACUAUCAAUUUAAUUUAUCGAUGUAUCAUGUAGGGUCGGUUAAGUAACACAGGUGUCAUCAGGCAAUACGUUUCAUAUGAAAUGUUUAAUGUGAUGUCCAUUGAAAGCUUUGAUUUUCUGCAUGGAUUUAAAAGGUUGUGAAAUAGCCUGGGCGUGAUAAAAAAGUGAUUGUAUGCCAUUAAACAGAGAAGGUCACAUCCAUCACAUCCAACCCAUACCACCUUUAAAAUCAACAAUGGCAGUCAUGCACAUCACCACAGGGGGAAAAGCGAUUCACUGUCGCCACCAUGUGGCUAGUAUUGGCCAACGCGGGGGACCACUUCGCCGUGUAAACCACCAGUGGCACUUGUGUGACCCGUCCGUGCGGGUGCUUUUUCAAAGGCUAUGUCAGACACUCCAGUGAGUGUAAUGAGCGUGUAAUUUCGUCAAUAUUAGGAGUUGAGAAAUAAAGUUGACAUCAUUAGAAAGAAGAUAUUAUAUUUUCUGCUGUAGGUAAUUUCAAAUUAGCUUAUUAUUUUGUUGCUAGCAAUAUUCAUAUAAACAUACAAAAAUCUCAUUUUGUUUUGUCAAUGCUAGUGUGGUUCCUUGGGACGACCCUAUCCUAAACUCUAACUGUAACUAUUACCCUAACCCUAACCUGAACCAUAACCCUUACCUGAACCUAACCUUAACCCUUACAAUUUUCCAUUUCAACUUCAAUGAGGUAGGCACGUCUCAAGGAUCCCAGAUAGCAAGGACCAUUUAGUAAUGGACAGAAUUGUCUUCAAGUUCAGUAGCCAAUUUGGUGGGAAAGCAUAUUCAAGUCUUGUGUCUCAAAAUGCUGUCACUGUGAUGACAUUUCAGUUUAAAAGAGAUGUUUUUCAUUUAGUUUCCUUCAUAAUGUAAAGACAAUGCUAAUGGUAGCUGACUAAACUACAUUCCAUGGUGAAGGAAGUUUCUGAUGAACACCAACGGAGUGGAGUAGAAACCAGGUUUUGUGGAACUCGCCCAAGCUCAAUACUUACAAUGUUUUUAAGGAAACGCUUACCUUGUACUGAUGUUUGUGCCUUUGUUUGCUGAGAUCAAUACUUUUUCAAUAAACGUUAAUCAAAUACA
Oncorhynchus kisutch (coho salmon) is the source of this 5336-nucleotide messenger RNA. Its product is annotated as Friend leukemia integration 1 transcription factor. Gene Ontology annotation, cellular component: nucleus. Gene Ontology annotation, molecular function: DNA-binding transcription factor activity, RNA polymerase II-specific; sequence-specific DNA binding. Bases 231 to 1613 code for a protein of 460 amino acids. NCBI's taxonomy places the organism in Eukaryota, Metazoa, Chordata, Actinopteri, Salmoniformes, Salmonidae. The transcript has 10 exons. The record is from RefSeq and is a predicted model, not a curated record. Gene Ontology annotation, biological process: regulation of transcription by RNA polymerase II; cell differentiation.